Salvelinus sp. IW2-2015 is the source of this 936-nucleotide messenger RNA. RefSeq names its product olfactory receptor 52B2-like. The coding region runs from base 1 to 936 and encodes 311 amino acids. The transcript has a single exon. Gene Ontology annotation, molecular function: odorant binding; olfactory receptor activity; G protein-coupled receptor activity. Gene Ontology annotation, cellular component: membrane. Gene Ontology annotation, biological process: G protein-coupled receptor signaling pathway; detection of chemical stimulus involved in sensory perception of smell. Lineage: Eukaryota; Metazoa; Chordata; Actinopteri; Salmoniformes; Salmonidae. The record is from RefSeq and is a predicted model, not a curated record.
AUGGAGAACGUAUCCUUCACCCUCAGCUAUAAGUUAACUCUGGACCCAUUUUCUAUUCCACCUGGUGGAAAGUAUCCCAUCUUUUUCCUGGGCAUAGCUAUCUAUUCAUUUGGUGUGUUCUGCAACCUGACCUUACUGUCCGUCAUCGUCAUGCAAAGGAACCUUCACAAACCCAUGUAUUUUAUUCUCUUCAGUCUUCCUCUCAACGAUCUGAUAGGAAUCACUGCAAUGCUCCCAAAGGUGCUGUCAGACAUUGUGACUGAGACAAACACGGUCUUUUACCCUCUCUGUGUUAUUCAGGGGUUUUUGCUCCACAUGUACGGAGGUGCGAUUCUCUUUAUUCUUGCGGCUAUGGCCUUUGAUCGUUAUGUUGCCAUCUGCCAGCCGUUGAGGUACAGUACUAUUAUGACACCCAGGAAUGUGGCAGUCAUUAUUUUACUGGUUUGGGGUCUUGACCUCCUCUUGAUCCUACUGCUGUUCUCUCUGCAGAUAAAUCUGCCCCGGUGUAGAUCCUCCAUAAUGAAUGUGUUUUGUGAUAACCCCUCCCUUCUUAAACUCACCUGUGGUAAUACUACACUGAAUAAUGUCAUAGGACUGUUUAACACAGCACUCAUGCAGAUUAUAAGUGUAUCCAUUCAGAUUUUUUCCUAUGUGAAGAUUCUGAUCACUUGCUUGGUUACAAGAAAGUCUGACGCUAAGAGUAAGGCUUUGAACACCUGUGUGGCACAGUUGGUCAUAUUCUUCAUAUUUGAGGUUGUAGGAACCUUCACAAUUUUAUCACACAGAUUCAAGAAUGUCUCAGCUGACUUGCAAAAGAUUAUGGGCAUGCUCAUCUUUCUAGUAUCUCCACUUAUGAAUCCAAUUGUAUACGGGCUGAAUGCAAGUGAAAUACGAAUCUCCCUACUGAAAGUAUUUCUCAACAAAGUAUCAGCCUGA